AUGUCUUCAAAGAACCACCUCAUAAAGCUCUCUCAAGACGUCCUGCUCGUCCUCUGCGGGUUCCUUGAUACAGACGAUCUCAUCGCCGUCGCCCAGGUCAAACCGAUUAACUACGCGGCAACCUGGACCCUGCACCACGACGACGUCAAGUAUGGCUGGGGGCCUAAAAAGCACACCCGCGCCCUUUCAUGGGGUGCCUACAAGGGGUACGAGCCAGUUGUGAGGAUGGCGCUAAAGAUGAAAUCGUAUAUCGCAGAGUCGCCAUUCUUUGACGGAUAUGAGUACAAGAUGCGCGGCAACGCCAUGCAUGUGGCCGCAAGCCAAGGACACAACCAUAUUCUCCAGAUCCUACUCGAUCAUAGAGGAGACAUCAACUCGUGGACGAAAACUGAGAAGAUUACCUUCCUGCUGGACAAGGGAGCCUCCCUCAUUUUUGAAAAGCCUGACUUCAACAUGCCGUGCAUUCCAUCUUCGCAGAGACGUCUCAACGCUAUGCACAUCGCGGCCAAGUAUGGCCAGUAUCAUCUCAUCCGGUAUCUCCACCUUGAAUACGGCAUCGACCUUGACUUGCCCGACCAAGCAAGCAACACGGCCCUGGCAUACGCAAUGGAGCCUUCAGAGAACCUGCGUGUCAUCAACUACCUUAUUUCUAAGGGAGCAGACUUGGCCUUGAUGGAUGAUGGUGGAUUCACCCCGUUGCACAGGGCCAUAACCUUGCCCAAUGCCGAGGAGGCCAAACCCAUCGUUGCCACGUUGAUCGAUGCCGGGGCCGACCUCAACGCUUUUAACAACAGUGUCCAGAAUAUCCCCCUCACUAUCGCCAUCCGUUUCACCCAGAGCUCGCUUAUUGCAAUGCUCGUCGACGCCGGGGCGUAUGUCGAUGCGUUUCAUUUACGUCUUGCGCUGAGGGCCGAGAACCUCGACGAGGAAACUCGAGAUAAUAUUUCAGCCUGCGUCGAUGCUCUCCUGCGCCGUGGGAUCCCUGAAUAUUCAGAUCAUCAUGUCAAGCGAUUUCUAAAAGAGAACAAUGCAAACGCCGCCGAGAUUCUAUGCAGCCGCGGCGUCGGCUUCCCUGACGAAUCCCCAGAAGGAAUCAACAAACUCCUCCAAGUCAUCCUAGAUCUCCCACCUACGGAGUAUGAGAAUAAGAGUCUCACAUUUCUACUCACUCACUACAGAGAUAUCAUUCGAGGGUCUAAGCCGGACAAGGUCAUUGCCAAGCUACUAGCAAGCCGCCAUAUGAGCAACCAAGCUAUCGUGAACCUGAUGAACCCCAGCAUCAAUAUCAAGUGGAGAGGCAAAAAGGGCAAGACUCUUCUGCACACUCUUCUGCACAUUUCGCUGAAAACAUGCGAUGGCACACCCGAGCUUUUGACUUUUCAGUGUUGCACGCCCUGUUGGACCAUGGCAUCAACGUCAAUGCGAGAGCGAAAGGUGGCCUGGCGGCCCUGCACAUGCUUGUUGGGGAUAAUUACAUAUCCUCCGGUUCCGACGAAGCCUGGUUUGCUAACGUCCUUGGCCUUCCGCUCAGCAAGGAUUUAG
This is a messenger RNA of Fusarium falciforme, 1542 nucleotides long. RefSeq lists its product as hypothetical. Gene Ontology annotation, molecular function: protein binding. Bases 1 to 1542 code for a protein of 513 amino acids. The record is from RefSeq and is a predicted model, not a curated record. The transcript has 2 exons. NCBI's taxonomy places the organism in Eukaryota, Fungi, Ascomycota, Sordariomycetes, Hypocreales, Nectriaceae.